This is a messenger RNA of Gambusia affinis (western mosquitofish), 7719 nucleotides long. Its product is annotated as E3 SUMO-protein ligase PIAS1-like. NCBI's taxonomy places the organism in Eukaryota, Metazoa, Chordata, Actinopteri, Cyprinodontiformes, Poeciliidae. The transcript is spliced from 13 exons. The coding region runs from base 177 to 2324 and encodes 715 amino acids. Gene Ontology annotation, biological process: regulation of transcription by RNA polymerase II; protein sumoylation. The record is from RefSeq and is a predicted model, not a curated record. Gene Ontology annotation, molecular function: SUMO ligase activity; transcription coregulator activity; zinc ion binding.
GUAUUUUUUGUUGCCGUUGUCAAGAAGUAGACAGAUAGACGGAUAGAUUUUUGUUUUUCCCAUCUUCAGGUGUGCUCUUGAACCCAUCACUAUCGCUCUGUGCGCGUUCACAAAUCCCCUCUGCGCGUCCCAGUCAUGUGACAACAACUCAGCACGCCUGCGCACAGAAAUAGAAGAUGGCGGAGAGUGCGGACCUGAAGCAAAUGGUGAUGAGCCUGCGGGUGUCGGAGCUGCAGGUUCUGCUGGGCUACGCUGGGCGCAACAAACAUGGACGCAAGCACGAGCUGCUGACCAAGGCGCUCCACCUGCUGAAAUCCGGCUGCAGUCCCGCCGUGCACAUGAAGAUCAAAGAGCUCUACCGAAGACGCUUCCCUGCCAAAAUGGUCUCCCACCCCGAGCUGGCGCUGACCGGGCCGCACCACCCGGCUUCAGUCGGAGUCGUCGGGGGAGGUGGGGCGGCGCUGCCUGCCGGCCUGACGCAGCUGGCGUACGAGGGCCACGCCGGUCACGGCGGCGCUCCGUCGCCCGCUGCCUUACUGCCCCUCUCGCUGCUCGGACCCGGGAAGCACGAGCUGACCGCGCUGACGCACCACCUGCCCACUUCGGCCUCGCUGCACCCGGUGCACCCGGAUGUUAAGCUCCAGAGGCUGCCUUUCUACGACCUGCUUGACGAACUUAUCAAACCGACAAGUCUAGCGUCAGACAACAGCCAGCGGUUUCAGGAGACGUGUUUCGCCUUCGCGUUAACGCCGCAGCAGGUCCAGCAGAUCAGCAGCUCUAUGGACAUCUCGGGGACCAAAUGUGACUUCUCAGUUCAGGUUCAGCUCCGGUUCUGCCUGUCGGAGACAAGCUGUCCUCAGGAAGACCAUUUCCCUCCCAAUCUUUGUGUCAAAGUCAACGGGAAGCCAUGCAACCUGCCGGGUUAUCUUCCUCCAACCAAAAAUGGCGUCGAGCCCAAGCGGCCGAGCCGGCCGAUCAACAUUACUUCACUUGUCAGAUUGUCCACCACAGUCCCGAACACCAUCGUGGUAUCGUGGACUGCAGAGAUUGGACGGAGUUACUCCAUGGCGGUUUACUUGGUGAAGCAGCAGUCCUCCACAGUGCUGCUACAAAGACUGCGGGCAAAAGGCAUCAGAAACCCUGACCACUCCAGAGCGCUCAUCAAAGAGAAGCUGACAGCGGACCCUGACAGUGAAAUAGCCACAACCAGCCUGCGUGUGUCCCUGCUCUGCCCGCUGGGGAAGAUGCGGUUGAUGAUCCCGUGCAGGGCGCUGACGUGCUCCCAUCUGCAGUGCUUCGACGCCACGCUUUACAUCCAGAUGAAUGAGAAGAAGCCCACCUGGGUCUGUCCUGUCUGUGACAAGAAGGCCCCUUAUGAGCAUCUUAUCAUCGAUGGACUUUUUGUAGAGAUCUUGAACAGCUGCUCAGACUGUGAUGAGAUCCAGUUUAAGGAGGAUGGCAGCUGGGCCCCCAUGAGGUCUAAGAAGGAAGUGCAGGAGGUCUCCUCAGCUUCCCUUAACAACGGGCUGGAUGGCUCCUGUCGGACGUCUGAAGGCUCAGAUCAGCACAGCUCCUCGUCCUCCAGCCACAGCGACAGCAGCCACAGCAAAAAGUUGGAAGUGAUCGACCUGACACUCGACAGCUCCUCGGACGAAGAAGAACCGGAUUCCCCGCCGCCGCCUCCUCCUCCUCGUCCACCUUCCUCUGCAGCACUUCCUCCUCCAGUCAAAAGAGCGUGUCCGUCUCUGUCUCCGACCUCGCCGCCCGUCAUAAACAAAGGGGUGUUGAACCUGCACCACCAGGCCUCUCCCGUCAGCCGCACCCCCAGCAUGCCAGCCAUGGACACCAACUACAUCCCUCCGGUGCCCCCACUCAUCCAGGACUACAGGCCCUACUACCACACCCCCAACGACCUGUCGGAGUUGAACUUCUUCUCUUUUCUUCAAGGAGACAAUCAUCAGCAUUACAACAUGGUCAUGGCGGCGGCGGCGGCGGCUGCCUCGGCCUCAGAGGACCACGAGCUCCUCCUCAACCGCUUCCUGCCCUACAGCACCUCCUCGCCGGCCUCCCAGCUGUUCCUCGACCAAUCAGGUACCCCCUCGCUGACGGCGCCGACCAACGGGAUGAGCAACACGGGCGGCGGCGGCGGCUUGGUCUCAUCCAGUAGCCUUCGAGACACUCACUCCACACACUCGUCGUCUUCGCACUCGUCCUCACACCCGUCCUCACACACACACCCCGGGGUGGUGGCCAGUCGAAGCAGCGCCGAAGCGGCGGUGGCAGCUAUCUACGGCGGGAUACCUGACGUCAUAUCGCUGGACUGACCCGAGGCGGGGGGCGACGCCUCGGGUCCAGUGUGAAUGCAGUACCACGCCGGACCCGGUGCUGAGCGCAGGGUGAACGUUUUUUUUUUUUUUUUUGCUCCAGAGAUUAGACCGGCCCCACGUCAUCGAACUCUGUCAGCCUUCUCGGAGCCAUAAUGUGGAGAAAAGCACUAAAUAUCUGAGUGGGUGACAUCACUUAAAGGGAGAGGAGCGGGGAGGGAUGUGGACUUGGUGUUACUGACCUCAGAUGAGAAACCAGUCCGACGUUUGGACCACAUCUGAUCUUUACUGGUACAAACUUGGCACAAACAGCGGAGAUGCUGCCCGAGUGGGGGAAAAAAAAACCACAAGGUUGGAGGGUCCCUUAUUGUUUUUUGGUUGUUUUUUUUUUCCUUUCUACAAAAACAAGGCGCAGCACCGUGACCAGAGAACAAAAUCUAUUUUCCUCUUUUACUUUUCUAUGUCGGGAACGUUUUCAGUGAAGUGAGCUGCUUCUGUCGCCGUUCGCAGGCGGAGGACUGGACCUCCAUUCCCUUCAACACCUGCUGUCAUGUUUGCUUAACUUUCCAUCCGCAUCUCCAACAGCAACCACGUUCCUCUUUUCUUACUUCUUGUCCCAGAUUCAUUGUGUAUUUUGUUUUUCUCUAUAAUGAGACUGAAUUAACAGUUGAAUCAUGUUGUAGUAGUUUUAAUAUUCUUUUUAACUUAUGUAUGAUAUUUAAACAGUGAAAUAUGCAUUCCCCUUGACUUUCAGGUUGAUUCUGUGUUGGUUAUUUUCACUCCUUGUAAAGAAUCUGCCGGCAUACAGCAUUUAAACUGUUGAAGCUAUUUAUACUUGCCAAUUUUGACUUUUAGCUGGAAGAUUUAUUUUAUUUUAUUUUAUUUUUUUGCACAAUGCCAAAAAGUAGGUACUAAUAUGAAAGUGAUCUGAGUGCUGUUGAAUGUGUGUGUGUGUCAGUGUUUUCAGUCCGUUUCUCCGGAUUUAGUGUGUUGCUUCGCGUCUCUUGCGGCUGACUGUCGUAAAAGAAUUUUCCGACGAAGCCGUCGUAGCAACGGCGGGCCUUUUAAAGACACAGGCGUCCACAGCAUGCGACCAAGCUUAAAGCAGUGCCUGUUUAAUAUGUGCGCGUGUUUGAGGAACGUCUUAAAAUCGUCACUUUUUGCAUCGGACGUUUUUGAACCUACAGCUGGUUAUCCGCACCCAUCCGGGGGAAAGUUGAGUCAGGACGGAGCGCUUGCGGUUGACGUCUUGAGAAGUGAAAGGCGGCGGCGGCCUCGGCAGGUCGACGCGGGCUCCGCUCCGAAUUAGACGGCUUAAAAAAUGCAUGGCCUGUCAGGAGAAAGCCUCGAGUGUUGGAGCAAAGCGCGUUCGCUGUUUUUCCACGCAUGGUUUUGCUUGUGAAUGUACAUUUUUAAAACGACACACACUUUCGUUUUGUCGUUAUCGAGAAGCCGUGUUUCCCCGUCAUCCUUUAAAUGUUCCCAGCGUCUGGCGUUAUGAGCGUCACUCUGACGUCCCGCUUCCAGGCGCCGGAGACAGGCAGCGCCUAAUUAUCCCAGUGAUCACGGGAUAAUGGGCUCUGACAGCGGCUCCCGUCGUCUCACCUCCCUCCUCCCGCCGCCCCGUCCCAUUCCUUCAUCACCGGACGGGGAUCUGACACGGGGUGACCUCCUCCUCUCUCCUCCUCCUCCCUCCACUUGGCAUUUCUAACUUUCCCUGCUCUUCUCAUGGGAACCAACUCCUGCCUCUCCAUCAUCUGCUGGAACAAGUUCUUUUAGUGUAUUUCCUGUGUUGUGCAGUAUUUUAUUUAUUUUGUGCCCUUCGUGUCUAUAUAUUAAUUUUUUUAUUUUUUUUUUUACAAAUUGCUUAGUGGCUGAAAGCGAGUGUGAGUCACCGUCAUGUGGGAACCGGUGGUGAAAAGAUUUUUAUUUAAUAUGCGUUGAAUAAUUAUUUAGCAGCAGCUUGACUACUCAGAAAGGCGUUGUGAUGAUUCUCUAGGGAAAUUAAUGCCACCGUGCAUUUACUCGGUAGCAGACUCUGGUAAUCCUUUUAUGGGCACAAACGAAUGCUUAAUUAAUUCAUGCGUGAUUAAUUGUUUCUUUUGAAUUAAUUGUGUUGUGUGUUCCGGAAUGCAGCGACGUAGAAAGGACUGCAGAAAAGAAAAAAGAAAGAAAUAGGCUGCACAACCAGAAACCCAGCAGACAAAUCCAAACAUCAGGUAGUUUUCCGAGGCUGCCUAGAUUUUUAAAUCUUUCAGACAGGCACUUCGUCUCUGCACUUUCAAAUUAAGAGGACAUGAAACAUAGUGGAAACCAGCCCAUGCCUACUAGCGUGUUUAAUGUGUAUCAUUUUUAUUCUGCAUGUUGUUAUCUGCCAAACAGCUGAGGCCGUUUCCUCGGGAAGUGCCUGUCAGUUUGGAGCAGGUGUGGGAACCAGCGCCACCUAUCUCUUUCUGUGUUAAUGCUGUUUCGAAGCUGAAGUUUGAAAGUACAAGUUGCUCUUACACAUAUAACUCAAAGCAGUUACUUUCUGCGCAUAAACUCUCAAAGUAACCUGAAAUUUAUCAAAUGUUUAUUCUAUGUUUUGGCUAGCCUUAUAAGGCUAAAUGGAGCAUCAUUUAUGCCGCAUUUCUGAAAUCUCUACAUCGUAACGUUUUAUUUUCCUACAAAAACCUGCAACAUUUUACUCCCCUUUUUUGUCUUCCACCCCCUGGUGGAGGACUGAGGCAUUACAGAUGACCUGUCCUGUCGAGGUUUUUCUAAAAGUCCAAGAUUAUCUACAGGCAUCUGAUGGGAGUUUUUAAGCUGCACAAAGCCGUUUUCUUUGAGUUGGUUACAGUCAGAUGUGUGGAGAGUAACACGACGUUUUACUCAACCAAGAGAAGCACUAUCUUAGGAUUUUUGUACUCAAGUAAAAGUAAAACUUUGCCGUACAAGAAACUAGUAAGGUGAGAGUAAAAAAAGUAUUCCAUCAAAAUGUUACUCAUGUACUUAAUAAUUGUUUGAUUGCAACACCUGAUGUGAUAUUUAAAAAUGAUGGCAGCAGACAAACCAAAAUCUAAAGUAAUGUUCACAUUGUGGUAUUUUAUAGACAAUAAGGAAAGUUUUGCAAAUAAGUAAAAUUAUUAUAGGCAGAAGAAAGAUUUAGCUUUUCCAAAUCAAUCUGUUUCAACAUAAACCUUAGAAAACUGAUACUUCAAAUAAAUGUAGCUAGUUACUACCCACCUCUGGUCCCAGUAAGUGAAGCAUAGAAAUAGUUGGUCGUUUAUCCAAGCAAGUCUUUAAUUGGGACAUUUACCACAAACCAAAACAGGAGAAUACUCACUUUUCUGGUCACUGUUAAAAAGUAAACAUGAAAAAAAAGUAUCACCACAGAUAAAUACAGCACUGAGCUUUUUAUUUUGACCCUUCAUUAAAAUAAACAUAUGGCUUAAUAUGUUUCACACAACAGUUUUUAAAAGGGUUGUUAGUAAAUUAUUAAGUGUGCAAUUAGAUUUUUAAGUCAUUCAGAUAAUUAUUUUUAUUAGGAAAUUAUUUUAAAAAUUGUAUCCCAACAUGUGACUUAUGAUACAAAACAUUUUUUUGAAUUAUUAUUUUCCUGAAUCUUUCAAAUUAGCAGUUCAGACAAAAUUCGACUGUUUUAAGUUGAGCUUUAAACGGUGACGUGCAAGAAUCAAAAUCAAAGUGGCAUCUAAAGCAUGUUGUAAGAAUUUUAUUGUACUUUUUAUUUUUUUGCUUUUUAGCAUUACUUUAAAGCAAUUAGAUUAUAUAUAUAUUUUUAAAUAGUUUUAAGUAUUUGUUAGUGGCAUAGUGAACACCGUGGGAUUUUUUUUUCCAGGUUGUCAUGGUAAAAGACUCCCCCAUGCCUGCAGGCCACACGUCGGUAAACAACCGUCUCAUUUUUAGGUCUGCCUUGUACAUAUUCACACCAACUCAGCCCGUUUACCUCAUUUCACCAUCUGGCACCAGUUCAGGGCUUGUCUGUUCGCUCUUCAACAAUACUGAAAAAUACAUUUGAGAGGGCCUGAAAAGCUCCCGUCUGCUUUUAGCUACAGCCGAAAGAGCCGUUUGUAUCCAAGUUUUAACGGCGUCCUGUUGUUUUGAAUGCCGAGCGGCGGCCAAGCUGUGUUCUUCCUCCUCCUUCGACAUCCUUUGUAUAAUAGAACAAAAUCAAUAAAUCUCCAUUUGAGGAUUUUAAAUUCAUCCUGAUUAUGAAACUAAAACAAGACAUCCUUCCUAAAUAAAACAUUUUAAAACCAGCUUCAUUUGGCCUGGAAAGCACAGCAGAGUCCUGCAGGGCUUCUGGAUGGAGCUGCAGCAGAGAGUUUCCUUACAGACCAUCAAUGAGUCGGUUAAUAAUUAAUUGUUAGGCUUUUCAUUCAGACUCAUAGACAGCAUGUGCCUUUAAUAUAAAGUGUUACCAGAUUCCUGCUGCUCCCCUCCCGUGUUGGGAUACUUGACGAGACAGUCACUGUACCUGAAAACAUUUGAUUGCGGCUUAAUUUAUUGAAGCUUCUGUCCUCGCGCUCGUCAUGCUGCUGACUUCAUGACGGCCAGGGGGCGCCAGAGCAAACUGUGUUGAAUGUGUUUCUGCUCAAACAUCGCAAGCUUCUGUGUGGGAUUCCCAAAAACGACGAAGUUGGAUCUCCUCCCGGUUUCCCUCCAAUGUUAUUAUUAUUAUUAUUAUUAUUAUUAUUAUUAUUAUUAUUAUUAUUAUUAUUUUAUUAUUAUUAUUAUUAUGUCUCUUUAACAGUGAACUCUGGGAAAGCAGCUCCUCUCUUUGGUCAUCCUCACCUUAACUUAAAGGGAAAAAGUGUUUAUAUUCUGUCAGUAUGGGAAAACCCUGAAAACUGAACGUUCAGAUCCGAACGUGAGCCGUUCGAUGUCCGCUCCGUAUGCUUCUGUUUUGUUUUUUGUUUUUUUUGGGGGGGGGGUUGUCUGUGUGUAUGUGGGUGUGUGUGUGUGCGUCACCUCAGAGCGAAAGGAAUAAAAAUAAUUUAUAUAUUUUUUAGAAAACGAAAGUUGUAAAACAAAAAAAAAAAGGGAAAAAAAACGACUGUGGCCAAUAAAGAGUCUCACACAGCAGGAAUGAUCUUCUUAGACGGACUCGAGUCGACAUCUGCACUCACUGCCUUAUUAACAGGUUUCACAGCUCCAAUCUGAGAGAAAGAAAAACUUGUUUUAACAAAAACAAUAAUAAUAAAAUAAAAUAAAUAAAUAAAAAAAGGCUUUUCAUGGAGGGAAGGAGGAAGACGGUGUACAGUAGACCCAUGUCAGUUUGUACAAAUAUACCAAGUGAAAAAAAUAUUUAUUACCUGCAUUGGAAGAAAUUGUUUACUUAUUGAAUGUUACUUGUUUAUGUAGAAAAGUAGAUGUAAUAAAAUGCAUUCUGCUA